AUCAUGUGCCACAUCCCAGUCUUCUGCUGGAUCACUGCUACAGUUCUGGAGGACGUGUUGAAGACCACAAAGGGAGCAGAGCUGCCCAAGACCCUGACUGAGAUGUACAUCCACUUCCUGGUGGUUCAGUCCAAACUGAAGAACAUCAAGUAUGAUGGAGGAGCUGAGACAGAUCAACACUGGAGUCCAGAGACCAGGAAGAUGAUUGAGUCUCUGGGAAAACUGGCUUUUGAGCAGCUGCAGAAAGGCAACCUGAUCUUCUAUGAAUCAGACCUGACAGAGUGUGGCAUCGAUAUCAGAGCAGCCUCAGUGUACUCAGGAGUGUUCACACAGAUCUUUAAAGAGGAGAGAGGACUGUACCAGGACAAGGUGUUCUGCUUUGUCCAUCUGAGUGUUCAGGAGUUUCUGGCUGCUCUUCAUGUCCAUCUGACCUUCACCAACUCUGGAGUCAACCUGCUGGCAGAAGAACAAACAACAUCCCAGCUGUUUGAAGUCUUCAGUGACAAAACAACACAGUUCUACCAGAGUGCUGUGGACAAGGCCUUUCAGAGUCCACAUGGACACUUGGACUUGUUCCUCCGUUUCCUCCUGGGUCUUUCACUGCAGACCAAUCAGACUCUCCUACGAGGUCUGAUGACACAGACAAGAAGUAGCUCAAAGACGAAUCAGAAAACAGUUGAGUACAUCAAGAAGAAGAUCGGUGAGAAUCUGUCUGCAGAGAGAAGCAUCAAUCUGUUCCACUGUCUGAAUGAACUGAAUGAUGGUUCUCUAGUGGAGCAGAUCCAACAGUCCCUGAGUUCAGGAAGUCUCUCCACAGAUAAACUGUCUCCUGCUCAGUGGUCAGCUCUGGUCUUCAUCUUACUGACAUCGGAAAAAGAUCUGGAUGUGUUUGACUUGAAGAAAUACUCUGCUUCAGAGGAGGCUCUUCUGAGGCUGCUGCCAGUGGUCAAAGCCUCCAACAAAGCUCUGCUGAGUGGCUGUAACCUGUCAGAGAGAAGCUGUGAAGCUCUGUCCUCAGUUCUCAGCUCCCAGUCCUCUAGUCUGAGAGAGCUGGACCUGAGUAACAACAACCUGCAGCAUUCAGGAGUGGAGCAGCUGUCGACUGGACUGAAGAGUCCUCACUGCAAACUGGAAACUCUCAGGGCUGCAGAGGACACAGAGACACUGAGGAACCAAACCAGACCCUAAACCCAGGAUAGAGAGGCUGAGUGAAUGUGGUGUUGAAGGUGUGGAGGUGGAUCAGUGAGUCAGAGGAGACUGUGUAGAAGGACAGAGAGCCAGCAGGACAG
Molecule: messenger RNA, 1289 nt
Organism: Etheostoma cragini (Arkansas darter)
Lineage: Eukaryota; Metazoa; Chordata; Actinopteri; Perciformes; Percidae
Product: NLR family CARD domain-containing protein 3-like
Exons: 4
Coding region: 4-1188 (394 amino acids)
Molecular function (GO): protein binding
Source: RefSeq, a predicted model, not a curated record